UGAGAAUAAUGGGAGGCGUCAUCUGUAUGUAAUCUCUGUUAAUAAAAAAUGUAUUAUUAUUCCCUUUUAUCUCUGGAAAAUCUCUGGAAGCAGGUAUAACAUGGCUACUGCUGGGAAAGUCAUCAAAUGUAAGGCUGCAGUUUGCUGGGGACCUAAACAACCUCUCAGCAUUGAAGAGAUUGAAGUUGCACCUCCAAAGGCUCAUGAAGUUCGCAUAAAGAUUGUGGCGACUGGAGUUUGUCGAUCAGAUGACCACGUUAUAAGCGGUGCAUUAAAUGUGAAGUUCCCUUUGAUACUGGGCCAUGAAGCUGCUGGCAUUGUAGAGAGUGUUGGUAAAGGGGUGACCAAUCUGCAACCUGGAGACAAAGUCAUCCCAUUGUUUGUUCCUCAGUGUGGAAAAUGCAGAUGUUGUGUGAAUCCAGAAAGUAAUCUUUGCUACCAAAAUGACAUUGGAAAAUAUAACGGAGUGCUAUUGGACAACACUACCAGAUUUACCUGCAAGGGGAAACCUGUUUAUAACUUCGUUAGUACCAGCACUUUUACUGAGUACACAGUGGUUGAUGAAAUUUGUGUUGCUAAAAUACACAAAGAUGCUCCACUGGAUAAGGUCUGCCUCAUUGGUUGUGGAUUCUCCACCGGAUAUGGCUCUGCUGUACAUAUUGCCAAGGUUAAACCCGGCUCUACCUGUGCAGUAUUUGGUUUGGGUGGAGUUGGCUUGUCGGUCCUUAUUGGAUGUAAAGUUGCAGGAGCUUCCAGGAUUAUUGCAGUUGACAUAAACAGCGACAAAUUUGAAAAAGCCAAAGAGUUUGGAGCCACUGAAUGUAUCAACCCAAAGGAUUAUGACCGUCCUAUCCAUGAAUUGUUGGCAGAGAUGACUGAUGACGGAGUGGACUAUGCCUUUGAGGUCAUUGGAAAUACUGGAGUCAUGAAAUCUGCUCUUUUAUCCAGUCACUUUGGCUGUGGAAAAACUGUGAUUGUAGGCUUAGCUCCUUCAGAUGCUACUAUAACAUUUGAUCCAUUGCUAGUUUUAACUGGGCGUGUUCUGACCGGAGCUGUUUUUGGAGGUUGGAAGAGUAAAGAUGAUGUCCCAAAACUUGUGUCUGAUUAUAUGAAUAAGAAAUUUGACUUUGAUGGGCUGAUAACACACAAAUUACCAUUUCAGAAGAUCAAUGAAGGAUUUGAACUUCUGCGCAAAGGAGAGAGUAUCCGAACAGUGUUGUCUCUUUGAAGAGUCUAUUUUGGUUGGCAUCUACAGAAGAAACUAAAAUCAUCUGCAAGAUUGAAUGUUCAUUAAAGGGAAACUUUAAUUAUUAUCUGUUAUAAGACUAAAAGUGCCCUGUACUUGUUUAUAUCUGGGGUUACCAUUGGCAGUGCAUGAGGGGAUACGUUUGCUGGAGGACCCUUAAAGGGGUUCUUUGGUGGAAAACAUUUUUUUUUAUCAACUGGUGCCAGAAAGUUAAACAGAUUUUUAAAUUACUUCUAUUAAAAAAUAAUCUUUAUCCUUCCAGUA
Molecule: messenger RNA, 1510 nt
Organism: Hyla sarda
Lineage: Eukaryota; Metazoa; Chordata; Amphibia; Anura; Hylidae
Product: alcohol dehydrogenase 1
Exons: 9
Coding region: 101-1228 (375 amino acids)
Biological process (GO): retinoic acid metabolic process; retinol metabolic process
Cellular component (GO): cytosol
Molecular function (GO): zinc ion binding; all-trans-retinol dehydrogenase (NAD+) activity
Source: RefSeq, a predicted model, not a curated record